AUGCUUUCCACAUCCGAGUGCAUUAACUGGUUUGCUGCAUUCCUUACCGUUUCUGUUGCUAUAGUAACAGUGAAUCUUCUAUGGAUCAUUCUUUUCAUAACAAACAGUAAUCUUCGCACUCGUGGCAUGUACUUGGUUAUAAACUUGACCAUAGCUGACAUGUUGGUUGGAGGACUUUCUACUAUAUAUAUACUCUCAAUUAAUUCACGCAUGGAAUGCAAAACUGUGAUUGUAAGGUUACCUUGGGACGGGUACAUGAUAACUUGGUUUCUUUUCUAUUGGUUUCCUCUAACCUCUCUUACAAACAUAACUGUAAUUUCGUUAGAGCGGAUGCAUGCAACAUUUCGUCCAUUCAGGCAUCGCGUUAUCAAAAAAUGGGUCUACGGGGUAACAAUUUCUGUGGUCUGGGUUUUAGCUGGGAUGAUAUCAACUGCCAUUUUCAUGCUUAAAUUGUUCGACAAAGAACGGUCACACAGGCAGUUUUUAUGGCAAUCAUAUUGCUUAUUAUGCCUUUUUGUUAUCUGUGCUUGUUACGCCUCGAUUAUUGUCAAAAUUUGUUGUGGGGCGCGUCCUCAGCACCAUGGUGCAGCCCGUAGGCAAAGAAAACUGACUGUAACGUUACUCAUCAUGACUAUUGUAUCAUUACUGUUGUGGCUACCAUAUGCUAUAGGUACCUUUGUUUUCUAUACAACUGAUAGCAUUCGAUCACUUUCUUACACAAAAAGAACGCGAUUAAAUUUGCCUUUUCUGCUUUUAUUUUAUACAAACUCGUUUGUUAAUCCCGCGAUUUACACAAUAAGAAUGCCCGAGUUUAGGAAAGCUCUCCUGUUAUUGUUUACACGUCGGCAAAGACAAAAUGCAGCUGCUGCUGUGUUUCAUCUUCAUGCUCGCUAAACUACCUCUUGUAAAACUUUCGAUUGGCAGUGAUCACAGGUCACAGAAGUCGGUGAAGUCGGGAGCGGUCGGUGAAGUCGGGAGCGGUGCAGAGCCUCCCCACGUUUUGGUGCCGAAAACACUUUUACCGAUGUAUUUGACAAUACCCGUGACAUCAGCGACUUUAAGAAGCACAAUGAAGCAGGACCGCCUGAACAACUACCUACUGGUGUAUUGUCACAAAUCGAUUACGGACACGCUAGACACUGUGAAGAUUGCUUGUGCCAACGAACAACGCAAAUGGCAUUUUGAAAAAUUUGAGGAGGGGUGUGCGUAUGUCUGAGUGGAAGAUGAGCCCCCCCCCCGCCUAAUCCCCCCACGGUUCAAAACGCUCCGCCGCCUCUGGGAUUAUUUGCCCUCUUACUGAAAAAAGUAAUAUUAUGCAUAGCUUAUUAAUACUUAUUACUUACUUAUUACGUAACUUAUUAAAAUUUGGUUCAAUAUGGUAAAUAUAUAGGUAAAGGUAAAGGUAACGGCGCACUGGAGACGGGCGAGGCUUGAACCCCGGACCUCCAGAUCCGGAGUUCGAGGUGCUAGCCACCCGGCCACACACGCCUCUACAAGAAGAAGAAGAAGUAAUUACUAACGAUUUUUUCUCUCUUUGAAUACCCCAUAAUAAACUCUGUUUGCAUAAACUAAUAAUUGUUUUUAAAUGCUCCUGGGAGGACUGCAUAUUGCCAGGAGCAUUUGAAAACAAGAACUUAUGCAAAAUGUGAGGGUAGGGAGGGGGGUUGAAGAAAGGGAUUUAUGGGGUUUGCGAAAAUAGUCAAAACCUAUUUCAGUUUCGUCAAUAACUUGUCAAGCCGGUACAUGGUCAGUUAAUAGAGAUGACUCGAAAUGUGCAUCAGAACUUUAUAGUAUAAUAAUAUGAAUGUACGUUGGCAAUCAUAGUUCUAAUAAUCAUUGCACUUUGUAAUACCUGUCGUAUUGUGUAAUAAAUCCAUCGCACUAUGUAAUACUUGUCGAGGGGGGGGCUGGUGCAAUGUAAAAUAUGCCAUUGAUUUUUUUUCCAAUUGUUUUAAUACCUCUGUUUGCCCCCAAAUUUUGCAUAACUUAUUGUCUUAAAAUGCUCUUGGGAAAAUGCAAUACUCCCAGGAGCAUUUAAAAGAAUGGUUUAUGCAGAAUUUGGGGGCAAACAGAGUGUAUUAUGGGCAAUUGGAAAAUAGAGAAUGCUUGAUUUUCGCUGACCCCCAUUUUACUUUAACACGAUUUUUGAUGACCCCCCCCCCAUCCCCCCUUGUCCUCCGGCAUGCAUGAAACAAAAAGUGUGUCAACCUCGUCCCCAGGGCUUUUCCCUUAGUGAGCAUUCGGAAGUCAGCCAAGCGUGGUUAUUGCACGCGUGCUGAACAAGAAUGACAGACUAGAAACAAUAGACAACUCCCAAAGCACAAACUCAGUCAAAACGCUAAAAAUCUUCAAUGUUUACUCAAGUUUGGGCUUAUAGAAGAUAAUGUCACAGAUUUCAAUGACCAUGAAAUUCAGAAUCCGGGUAGUCAGUUAAUCAAUUGUGGUCCUGAAAAAAUUUGAAGGGAAAAAAACUACGAAUUUUUAAGAAAAUGCUUUUUUCGUGAGAAGGACUCUUAAACGCUGACAAACGUCAACAAAUAGCUAAAACUAUAAUUUCUAUAUGUUUGCUUUGCUCGAAAUCGCGCGCAUUUACAAGCCCUAAAGCUUUUUGCUGACUUGCAAGGACCCAUCUGUUAUAACGAUCCCCAAAAUAAAGGGAUAAGUCUCAUAGUUUAUUAGAUAUAAUCGUGUAAAGUUUGCUUAUCAUUUUCGCAUAAAUUAUGGAAACCGCUGAAUUUCUCGAAUUGGGUCUUUGCGAUUUUGGUGAAACUCUGUUCAGCGCAAGGCACUAAUGCGCACUAUGUGUAACCGAGAGAUUUUCACCAAAAAAUGCCGGCAACAGCAGAUUUUCGACUCAGACCUCAAAGGGGCGUGGCAUUAUAACCACGUGACAUUUACUCCGAUCGCCAAAAAUUUUAUGUUAUAUUGUAGAUUGAUCUAUAUGUUAUCCAUUCUAUGUGUUAGACUUACGAUAAAAGUAAAGGUGGGGAUACCAGAGGGCUUCAAAGUAGGAUGGUACCCCCACAAAAAAACUGGGUCGAGUCACCUUAAGCCAUGCAUAAAAAAUGGUGGCCCACCCCCCAUUUGCACCAUCCCACCUCUCCCGAUAAAUAAUGACCAGUCCCUGACGUGUCUCUGAAACCCUAGCUAAAUUUUACCUUACCAAGCAUUUGUUAACAUUUCAAACGCUCAUUCUGUCGCCUAAAAUUCGGAUAGGACAGGAGUAAUCUAAAUAUAUAGGCAUAGUCUUAUGGGCUUUAUAAACUAUAUGCUUGGUUAUAUAAUUAGUUAUCUAUUAUCCACUCCUUUCAAGUCCGCCAUACUUUAAUACUUCAAUUCACUUCUUCCGGUUUUGUUUGUUUUGUUUUUUGUUUUCCUCUCCUUUAGUUUAUUUAUUUCUGUUUCCAGUUGUUCCAUCACUUACCAGAAUUUGUUUUACUAGUUGUUAUUUAAAGUAAACGGGGUAGUGUAGUUAAUUUAGUUAGUGUGUACGUAAAUAUUUAUGGGAACUAGGGGAAAAUUAGAUAACAUUAGUUUACUUGGACUCUAGACACCAAAAACUAUAUUCUAACCAGUAAUAACUGGAUCAAUAGGAACAGUAUAAGGAACUGAAAAUGUACUAGUAAAUGUAAUAAUACGUGACAGGUGUGAAUUACGUGUUAUCAUAUUGUCGUACUUUCAAGUAAACUUAGUUUAAUAUCUGAUACAUUCUCUUGUUAUGAGAUUCGCUUUUAUGAGUCUGAUCUCCGUCAAAGAGCAAAGUAAGUAAGUAAGUACAGGGCAUAGGUAAAGAAAGUAAGUAAGUAGAAAAGUGUGACGUCACAAAAAUUUCAUUUUUUAGGAUUUGUUGAGUGAGGCUGAGUAUAAUCUGAAGAGUUAUGGAGAUCGAGAUUACUAUAAUUCUUCAGAUCAUACGACAGCCGAAUCCAAUAACUGUUUAAUUUGUUAUUGAUUCACUGAAAAUAAUUUCCAGUUUAAAAACAAGCUAAAACAUGCUUGCCUCGAUCGAUGUUAAGUUCCCUCUUCAUUUCAUUGUUUCUCUGCAAGUUCAGGAGAUAAAGGGAUGAUCAGUUCUGCAGCGGAUAUUCUCCAGAUAGUGAGCGUCGUCUGUCGAGUUGUAUUCUUGCUGUUUUUGGCAGUAGUUCGGUUAUUUGAUCUUUGCAAAACGUUUGAAAUAUUCCGCUUUUUUUGUACUGCUCUCCCAAGACAAUGACAACCUCGACCCCAAGGCUUCUAUGCAAUAAUGCUAUGAUGACUCCAUAUAAUGCUCCUAAAAAUAUCAUGGAUCUUAAAAUCUAAUAAUUUUUUAAAUUUUAGUUUUUGUGACGUCAUCACUUCUCUACUUUAGUAAGUAAGUACGUGGGAAAGUAAGAAAUGUUAUUUAACCAAGGUAGCCCAUUCAGCCACGAGGCUGGUAUUCAAAGGAUCAUGGGAAACAAAGCGGUGUAUUUUAAAAUUUCCUAUAGUAGAAGAAGAAAUGAUAAGAAAACCUGAAUGUGAAAAUAUGUUCAAGAUUACAACAACAAGCUUAUUUUGAAUGACUAUAACAAAAUAUUACUGUAGUGCAAAAGCCACCUGCAUUUAAUUGAUUCUUAAUUAUUUAAUUAACUAAUUAAAACAACUUUAAAUAAAAGAAAAGAUAAAAAUUUAAUCAUUACUUACAUAUAGUAUUUUUAGGCCAUUCAUAGGAGUAGUUAUUCCGGAGAUAGGAUUGUCUCUCAAUUCAAAGCAUGUUGAGAUGAAUGAAAUUACUUGUCAUGUAUAUUUAUAAAAUAGUCAGUUGAAUUCAUUUACAUUAAAUGUGAUAAUAAUCAGUCUCAAGUGGUAGUAGCAGUAGACAUGGAAAAAUAUACAACGAAGGUCAAUAUUUAAAAAAAUGUGUAAAGAUAGUAAGAAAUAAAUGUUAUGAAUUAAAAAUGAUUACUUAUCAUACUUUUUUUGAGUAUGUAGGGACGGGGCGCUUUUAAUACUGACAAGGGGAGAAUAGUAAUAUAGUCCCCGCCAACUUGAAAAGUUAUUUUGCCCAUGUAUUGCGUUCAGGCUUUGGUUGGCGCAGUUUUUUUGUUCUUCCAGUGGCAGGAUCGUGCAAAGCCCUUUUUCUUGUAGGGUACUAACAAACCAAGGUACCAGAUUGUAUGAUCACUUAAAAACCAAAAUGCCUUCUUGCAUUUUCGGUUCUGAGCUCUUUGCAACAUCCUGCUUCAACCCACGCAACUUCAACAUAGUCAAACAACGAGCUGCAAGGAUGAAAUAUAUAGCGUUUUGGAGGCUUCGUCGUAAAGCAUGAUCGUAUGCGAGAAAAUAGCGAUAGUGAGAUUCUAAUACAUUUAUUCAGCGUCUGAAUUCGGUGCUUGCUACGAAGAGAGCAAGAACUGAACGCAAAUAUAUUUGAAUAUUAAAUCUGUUCCUGCAAGACAACCAGCCACCUCAGUAUUUGUCUACUGCCUAUUGUCGGAAAGGUAAGAAAUGUAGCGAAAAACACCAUGAGAAGCGAAAAAUUAACGAUGAAAGUCAAUUUUCGUACUUGAUUAACAGUCUUCUGUACUUGUCAAUAAGUGAAAUAAUUCGAUGGAAGUCCGUUCCACAGGUAAACACGACUUUCUUAUCAGUUGGUUACAUAAGUGUUCAUGAAGUGUUCGUCGAGCGUAUUGAACAGCUCUGAGCGUCUUAGGGCCCGCGACUUCACUGCCACUGGUGUGACCCCACUACAGAAAGAACAGCUCCAGCACCACCGAUUUCGGAGUUCCAGUGCACAGUUGACUAUCAAAGGACUAUCAGAUUAGUGUUAGAUUAGGACAAGAGAAAACACUAACCUCCUGAACCGCAGGUUGGGGCGCAGGAACCACGUUGUCGUAAGCGUUCUGUGCGUUGUUGUCACCGGCAGCGUCGGCUGGAGGCGGAGGCGCUACAACUGGAGGGUCAACGGCCGCUGCAACAGCCCCAUCCGCAGGAACAACAGGGACUUGGUCCUGCACGGAAAACGAAGAACGAAGAGAAUCUUAGAAGAUGGCGCAGCGAUGACCGUGCAAGAGAAAAAGAACGCCAAGCUAACGACUGGCGAACGUUUAACGAAAACAGAAUUAAACAGGCCAAGACAGGCCUAUUUAUACAAAACCUGUUUGAAACAGAACACCCAGGAGACUACGAGCGCGCGGGAAUUUUUAUCCUUGAAUCUCGAAGAGAUUUGGGGCGUUUGUACGAGAUGGCCCCGGUGAGAAUAGCUCAAAGUUUCGUGCUAAGUAUCUUCUAGUCAUCAGAGACGACUUACGUCAGUGUAAACAUUAAUUUGAGUUAAGCAGGUGAGUUUUUGGCAUAUUACAUAAAGGAGGUACCACGGCGUUCAUCAGAGAGAAUUGUACCAAUUGUACUGAAUAUAAGAGAGCAGUAAAAAAAAUCGUCUUUAAAAGAAGCUGGUAGUCCCCCGUUUAAAAUUUUGUUUUAACCUUCCGUUUGUUUUUGAAACAGUCUUCUGAUCCCCUCGUUGGAGUUAUCUCACUCUAAAUCUGAUACCUCUUUAGUUUUAAUUUUCAAAAUAUUUAGCUUCUUGUAACUUUGCUGAGGUUACCCUGGAGGAAAUAAAAAAGUUUUCAAGGAAACCACUAUCUAAAUCUUGUGAACUUGAUCUUCUACCUGCGGUAGUUUUGAAAGGCUACCAUAUUACUUCCUACUAUUACGAGGAUCAUCAAUCUGUCCUCAUCGACUGGUGUUGUGCCCGAUGCUCUGAAGGUUGCUACACUAUCGCCCACAUUGAAAAAAUCUGAUGCUGACUUUGAACAGUUCUAAAACUUUCGUCCUAUCUCGAACUUAAAAGUAGUAUCGAAGCUUGUUGAAAAGGCAGUUGCCAUAAAACUCACAGAUCACGUCAUGGCGCACCACCUAGAUGAAACGUUUCAGUCUGCAUAUAAGAACUUUCACUCCACCGAGACAGCUUUAGUAAGGGUCCAGAAUGACAUUCUGUGUGCUUUUGACAACAAUGAGUUUGUUAUACUUCUUUUAUUGGAUUUGUCAGCUGCCUUCGACACGGUUGAUCACUCGAUACUGUUAUGAAGAUUGCAUGACCGCUUCGGAGUAAACGGUACUGCAGCUGCAUGGUUUGAGUCAUACCUGACGUCGCGCAUGCAGUUUGUUCGGGUCAAUGACUGUAGGUCAACACAGCGCUCUCUAAAACGCGGUGUACCCCAAGGAUCUGUUCUGGGCCCUCUUCUUUAUCUCCUCUAUACAACACCCAUUGCUGAUAUCAUAAAGUUCCACAAGUUACAGUAUCAUUUAUAUGCUGAUGAUACCCAGCUCUAUAUAUCGUUUAGAACUGACUGUAGCUAUGAUCUCUCUUUGGCUAUUCGUCGUGUCGAAUGCUGUGUAAACGACAUUGAUUGUUGGAUGGUGAACAAUGGUCUUAAACUCAACCAGGAUAAAACUGAACUUGUUCUCAUCACCUCAAAAUUUCGUUGCAGGCCUUCUCUAGAGUUUAUCCAAGUAGUUGAUGAGAAGAUCCAACCCAAACCCUUCGCCCGAAAUCUGUGGGUGAUUAUAGAUCAGUGUCUUGAUUUAACCGACCAUGUUAACAAAAUCUGCGUUUCCUGUCAGUAUCAUUUAAGGAACAUAGCUAAGAUCAGAAAGUACUUAAGUGAAGAUCCUCAGUCUCAAAUUUUAGUACAUGCGUUUAUUAGCUCUAUACUCGAUAACUGUAACUCUUUGUUAUAUGGUCUUCCUAAACACCUGUUAAACAGGUUAAGACUGAUACAAAACAGUGCUGCACGCAUUGUUACAUUAUCUAAGCGGUUUGACCAUAUCACUCCUAUCCUGUUCAAACUUCAUUGGUUGCCGCUGGGUUAUCGCAUACAUUUUAAAAUUUUACUCUUAGUUUACCUAUCCGAACUUUUACGCUACACUAAUGGUCCACGAUUACUUCGUUCUAGCUCCCAGAAUUUUCUAGCCGUGCCUAGGACUAGGUUAAAGACGUAUGGUGAUAAUGCUUUUUCCGCAGCUGCUCCUACAAUCGGCGACAAAAUGAGUUGAGACACUUCGCCCAAAACUGGGCUUUUUUACGUUUUAUUAACUUCAAAAGGAGGAAAUAUAGCUUUCUCCCCCAUCCCCUCCGUGCAAUGUUGUGCCCUUGUUCUAGCUACCUAUAGAAAACAACAAACACCCCAACUUUGAAUGGAGGGGACAGGGGAGGGGUGCGAAUUCUUUUGUUCUCCGAAAUUACCCUAUUUAAGUACAAUGUCUCAACAAUUUUGUCGCCGAUUGUCUGAAUCUCAAAAGUGGCCGUACGUCCUUUAGAAAGGUAAUUGAAUUCAUUUCUUUAUGCUGGGAUGUAAGACCCCUGGUGGCUUUUUAUUUGUUGUGUUCGACUUCAUCAUACCUAUUUUAGAACAAUUAGAAUAAGGCGAUUUCGUUAUAUUCAGUGCGUGACAUUUCGUGUCACGCUUAACCGUGCCUUGACAUCGUGCAAUGUGGCGCGUCGCGCACGAUUUCUUAUUCUCUCCUUUUAUCGAAACGCAUCCAAAAAAAAAAAAGUGAAAAGGAUAGGAAACUUAAUAGAUUUCUAGUCAUUAAAGUAGUUAUAAUGGCUAAAUUUGCUCUUUAGGAGGAAUUUCCACGAGUAACCACGAUAAGUAUAAAAUAAAACAAGACGCUGUGUGAGCGUAUAUUUGGGCGUGGUCGUACUACGGUUAUGAUACUUUGAACAUGCCUUAUUGCAGCUAAAGAACUGUCAUCAUAUCUUACCAGAGAAGACAAAUCCUUUACUCCACUUGUUUGCUGAACCACACAGCUUAUACAGUAUGUCCCAAUCCACAACAAAUAUAGUGUCAUUUCACGACAAUGUUUGAAAAUAUGCACAUCUUCAAUGCAGACAUGCUUGGAGCCAAAAUGCAACAUAGGACAUAAGUGGUUACAGCCCGGAGAGUAAGGUUUAUCUCAGCUCCACUGAUACUGACAGAUGUGUUUUCACACCCGUCACUUUGUACAGUGUAUUCCGGUUACUAACACGGGCAAAUAAAGUUCCUUAAGUCCAGUAUCCACAAGGAUUAAGAAGAGAGUCAGGAGCCCAUUGCAUAAACUGCUAUAGGGCAGCACUGUUUACAGGAACAUUGGUAACUGUUAACAUUUGAUAUACUACAAUUUUCAACAUUGCUUGAGAAAAGAUGAGGUUCAAAGGUGGCAAUAUGUACUCCUUUAAGUUCAUAUAUAUUCUCAUUCCUAUGUAGAGUCUGAAAAUAUUGUACUAAUUUAUGCAUGGAUGGUAUUCCCAAUAAUACAAAUGUCCCUUUACUAUGACUGUUAUGACACAUGUCUCUAGCAUGAGAAUCAAAUACAUUAUAUCCCCCAGCCUCAGUGCUGUAGAUACCAACACCAAUAAUUGCCACCGUUAAAAAGAAUGAAUUGUAGUUCAGUGCCAAGAGUGUUUGAAAUGCUGUAGCCUGUGAGUGGCAUAUACAGUAGUGAUGGAUGUUACAAGUAUAACUGUCACUGUAUUCAAGGUGGAAAAAUUGCUCAAACACUGUAACCAUUCCUGGCAAUUCUGUUAACAUUGACAUAGAUUGUCUUGCAAGCAAAGAAGCACACAAGAAUAUAAUUGAAUACCAACAAUCAUUAUUUGAGUCAUAUCAUCAACUGAAGCCAUCUUUGUUAUCUUACUGUAAAUUAAACCCGGGGGGGGGGGGGUACUGCCAUAUAUGGUCUAUAUAGGUAUGUGCAGCGGGGAAGGGUAUGGUUUUCAAGCAGUUUACUCUGGGAUAGGGUAUAUAAAUCAGAGCGUUUGGGUCUAGAAUAGGGUAUCAUUUUUCAGGAAACUGAUCAGUUGGUUGAAGAUUUUAUCUAAACUAGGGAAACAGCUCCUCUAGGAUAGGGGGAUUUGGGGAGUUUACUCUAGUAUAGGGUACCAAAAUUUAGCUGAACUAGCUCUGGUAUAGGUUAAGGGUUCCAGGGUCUCAGCGGAACAUCCCUACCAAGAAAUCCCUAAAGUACUCCCCCCCCUCCGGGAAAUUAAAGUGCACAGACCCAUUGCGACACAUCAUUGUCCACCAUUUUCCCCAAAUCCUGUAACAUUUCUUUGACAGUAUGGAGCAUUAAUUGUUUUUGUAGCAUCUACAUAAACUGAAGGCCAUUCUUCUCUAUAUCAGUACAAAGCUUAAAUUGGCCAAAAUUAACCCGGUGAUUCAAACUGUUUUAAGCACGAUAAAAUAGAUAAGGGACUGUGCAAUAAUUAUCAGGAAGGGGGGGUCCUAAAAUGAGCUUCACCAAAGGAAAAAUUAGAUAGGUCCCCCCCUCCAGCAGCGUCAAGAUUAGCUCUGACCCCUCCUCACGUUCUCUCAAAAUUAUGAUGUGCCCCCCCCCCCUCUCUAUCCCGUACCUUUACUCACUGUACUGCAACGCAUUCCACUGCGUCGUCAGGGAUGAAGAGCACCUCGAAACUUUGUUCCUCGUUCAUAAUCGUCAAUUUCCGAAUCGUCUGAUUGUUCAUUAUCUUCUUGGUCUUCGAAACUGCUAGAUUGCUGCUCAUCCGGGUUUUCUUUACCUUGAGCUUCCCCAUCACCUAGAACACGAGCUACGAGUGCUGGUUUCCCUCCGCUGACGGGUAAACCGUGUUCCUUUAGGUAGAGUUUCAGUUUACUUGCAGACAGCGAGUUGACUUCAACCUCGUCGGACCAAUUAAUGUCUGCAAGUUUGUUCCUUUCCGUUGCCCGUUUUUUUGCUUUCAUUGCAAGGAAUUUUUGGUGCUCUAUGAAGUGAUGACAACUAUGAAACAGAAGCAUGUGGCAUUCCUCAGCUAGAAACUGUAGACCUAGAAACCCUCACGCUGUUUAAAUCAAGAACAGACCUGGCAUGUCUGCGGGACCUCUUAAAUGCCAAAUGUUUUAUUAGCAAAGCUCACAACGUGGCUUGUGACUUCUGUGCAUGGACGAUUGUUUCAAUCUAUCAUAUGUUGACAUUCUAAAUAAGUUAAAGCAUGUGUUUAUGUUGAUGCAAUAUUUAGACAUUAUGGAUAGUCAAAGGAGUGGCAUCUGUCUAUUUGGAAAAUGUUUAUUUAUUCAUUAUCGAAUUUGUGAAAUUUAAUUAAGACCCCCCCUCAACUUACUUGAGAAAUCUGAUGUGCCCCCCUCCUUUCCAUUUUUUUAACUUAAGGCCCCCCCCCCCUCUGGUUUUAGGGCCCCCCCUCCUGAUAAUUAUUGCACAGUCCCUAAUUGCAAGUACAGAGGGGCAAAUUCUUACUUAGAAGCCUAUUUGGAUAUCUCAUUCCACCUAAAUCGCCUGUGCUCUAAUGCUUGGACGAUAGAUACACCUUCCCUCGUUUCCAGUCUAGUUUUGGAGUUGCCCUUAAGUAAAAACCUCACACUGCUACAGUUACUUCUGUACCUGUUUAAGUGUAAACCUUUUCUACUUUUAACGUAACAAUGAAUUUCAGACGACAAUGGGGUAUUUUCCGAAUACUCUUCUACACAAAAAGUGUCACUUUCCGUGUUUUCUGUAACAAAGAUUUUAAUUUGUUCAUUGGUAGUCUGCUAGGGGCAUGACGGUAACCGGUCAUUUCGUUAAUUGACAUCGUUCCAAGUCAGAUCGUUCCAUAAAAUAGUCAGUUCGUUCCACAAAAAAGUCAGUUCGUUCCACAUAUGAAAAGUCAAGUAAAUCUUUCUUAAUUUGUUGAGCGAACUUUAUCGAGAAGAAAAAGGUUUCGUUCAUACCACAAGCGGAUAAAAUAAUAAUCGAUCCAAAGUCGAUUCGAUCCAUCCUAAAUCGUUUGAAAACAAACAAGAGACGAUUUCAACCAGCCACGGGCUUUAACAUUUAAACCGCUGCUUUGAGAGUUUUUGAGCUAGAAUCGAUCGAUAGUUUUGAAAGAUAUAGCACAACGAGUAAAAGCUAUGCCGUUGUAUUUCGAAGCGCUUGUAACCUAAAUAUUUCUUUGUUGCGCCCGAUUUAUGCAAAUUUUGAAAACAACGCGAGUUUCCAAUUACAAUCUCGAUGGUAAUUUGUCAUGCCGAAAAUAUAAUGGACUAACCUGAUUUAAACCAAUGAAAUUGUAAGUUCCGUUAUAAAUAAAUUUCCCUCGACGAGAUCUCAAUUCAAAUUCUUUUAUUUCCUCCACAACACAAUUUUCCGUUUGUACAACUAGCUCAUUACCUUCUCUUGUCGUCACCUCGCUGCCAUCAAAACACUAACACAAAACUUGCUGAUAACGCAAAAUCCCGACGCACAACAUCGUAUGAAAAAACACAGCAUGCAAUACAAAAACAAGUACAUUAACCAUCAUCCUGCUAAACAAAAUUGAAAUAAUAGAAAGAAUUGUUGCAGUUAUCACAGUAGUUCCAAAAGAAGCCUCAGUUCCUUCUGGUUUCAAUUGUUGACAAUCGUUUCAGGGCGUCGAUGAAACCAGGAACAUGGAACAUUCCCGAACAUGCCGGAACAUGCCGGAACAUGAAAAACUAAGUAAUUUUCAUGAAAAAAAUAAUUAAUUAAAUAAAAUGAUAAUAAUAACAUAGUUUUUGUAAAAAUUGAUAAUAACAAAAUAACAUAAAAUAAAAAAUAUAUAUAUAUAAAAAAACGAAAAAUAAAGAAAUGAUUAAGAAAAAGAAACAUCUCCGAGUGUGAGAAAAUAAUAUUUUGUCGCAAAUAAUUUGUUGGGCGAGUGAGAGUCCACGCAAAUGACCGUAAUGAGUGAAGGCUUGCUUCUAAAUUCAAAAUAUAUUAAAAUGGGUCGCGAGAAGGGGGGUUUUCAAGCUUUACUCACACAGCUACCUCUAAAAAUUGUUUUCCAUGAGUUAAUCAUUUGGCGGUUAACCAUUUAAGGUUCUGCGAUGGUCUGAAAUGUCGGUGCAGUAUGUCAUGUCAAGCCGAGUCGGUAAUUAAGUUACUUAAGUCGAAAGCAACGAGCCCCUAAGCUCUUCUUACGGUCGCAAAGCCGUAAAUGAAUAACCGGCAAAAAUUUACAAGAGGUAGCCGGCUGUGUGAGUAAAGCUUGAAGACCCCCCUCCUCGUGACCCAUUUGAAUAUAUUUUGAAUUUAGAAGCAAACCCUCACUCAUUACUUAUCACAUUCAACUCGCUGUGUUCCGCAAUGCAAAAAUCAAAAUCACUAGUGUCACACUGAUAACCAGCUACACAAAUCUUGCGACCCUCAAACUUGUUCAACAUUCUUCUAUUCAAACUCUUAUCCAUUUUACACGUACAAUCCUGAUAUUCCGAUUUGUUAUUACGUCUAUGGGGUCUAUGAGUCUUUGAUGUCAUUGAAUGUCUUGAUAAUUUCCUUUGUUUUUCUUUGAGUUCGCUGACCAGCCCAUUCCGAAAACACUCAGUGUUAUUUUUUAGUGUGGGCCUACCGCGAACAGUGUGUGCAUUUGUAAGUUUAACCCGGGAUAACAUGAUUGAACAAUAUAUUAACACGUUCCUCGAAACGCCGCGGCCGAAUGUUAUCCAAACUGCUUCUCACUGCUGCUUCGAAAAUUUUGGAUCAAACGAUAUCCAAGUCGUCCCUCAUUGGAUUAUCCACUCGACCUAACUUGAAAAUCGACCAAUCACAAAAAAUGGACAUAAAAUAAAGAACCCAGCAAAUUCAGAUGACCUCUUUGGAAACGUGCAAUUAAAACUGUCUUUCUAUGAUUGGUGCAUUUCGAUCCUCUCGUCAAAAAAAUGUCAACGCUAUAUUUUAACCUUAAGAAGUUAGAUCACUAUGGUGGCCGACAACUAGACUACGAGUAGUCCCUCAUUUUUCCUCAGGGAUAGUAGAGCGAGCGAAACGCGAGCGGGCGUGUCGCCUUUUCUCGCGUGGGGUGAUUUUCACGCGCGCUUGCGUUUUGCUCGCUCUAGCUACUAUCCCUGAGGAAAAAUGGGGGAUUGCUCGUAGUCUAGCCGACAACUGCCAUUCGUCAAAACGAAAUAAAUUUGUAAAUUUUAGAUUGAACUUUAAUUAUUUUGUAUUGAAAAUAAAGCGAAAGUAGAACGUCAAAUUAUUUUGUUUUUCAUUGAACUGGAAAUAGAUUCAUUUUGUUAAUUUUCAAAACAUAACAUUUUUGUUAUGAAAUGAAAAUAAAAAUAAAAGUGAAAUAAAAGCAGAAGUAAAACUAAUUUGUUCACGGCCGGUAACUGCCAUUCAAAACAGAAAAAGUAAAAUUAUUAUGUUCAUGGCCGGUAACUGCCAUUCAAAACAGGAAAACUAAAAUUAAUAUGUUCAUGGCCGGUAACUGCCAUUCAAAACAGGAAAACUAAAAUUAAUAUGUUCAUGGCCGGGAACUGCCGUUCAAAAAAAAAAAGGAAAGAAACCUGAGACUUUUGGCGGGAGACAGUAGUCUUACGUUUCUUUCUUUCUCUUUUUAUUGAACGGCAGUUCCCAGCCAUGAAUAGAUUAAUUUUAGUUUUUCUGUUUUGAAAAGCAGCUAGUUCCCGGCCAUGAACAUAUUAAUUUUACAUUUCUGUUUUGAACGGCAGUUCCCGGCCAUGAGCAUAUUAAUUUUACAUUUCUGUUUUUAACGGCAGUUCCCGGCCUGGGCCAUGAACAUACUAAUUUUAAUUUACUUUUUCUGUUUUGAAUGGCAGUUCCCGACCGUGAACAUAUCACUUACUUCUGCUUUUAUUUCACUUUUAUUUUCAUUUCGUAAUAAAAAUGUUUUGUUUUGUGUUGAAAAUGAUAAUAAUAAAAAAAGAAUCUAUUUUCAAUUCAAUAGAAAAGAAAAUAACUUUGCGUUUAACUUUUGCUUCAUUUUCAACUCAAAAUAAUUAAAGUUCAAUGUAAAAUUAACAAAUUAAUGUCGUUUUGACGAGUCGGCCACCAUAGGUUGUCUCACCUAGCUAAAUGCCGCCGUAUCGUAGGUUUUUACUGAAUACACAAUUUGUUAGCAAAACAAUCAGCUCUCAGUUCACCUGACUGUGAAUAUUAAGCCCUUCAUGCAGGAAAAAAAUAAUAAAAGCCGUUAUUUUUUGGUAAACAUUCAGAAUCACUUUAUAGACUGGCACAACUUUCGCAAAAGAGAACUUCUGUCGGCAAAUUCGCGGAAAAGUCGCAAAAUAUACUUUUUUAGAUCAAAAUUAUGCGCUUAUACUUUGUUUAACAAGCUUGGCUCGAUCAUUUAGACCUUCAAAUUGGCUGUCUAUAUUGCACUCAUAUGUUAUGACAUGAAAGCGAGGCAUAUAUAGAUGUGGUAUGAUGAAUAAUAUUCUAGAAUGGUUUAAAAGUACGUAAAUCAGCAGGUGACAGAUACAAUAUAUUUUUAGCCACCUAAAAAGUUGUACUCUGAAAAAGAAAAGCAAGAGAAAAUUAUUUGGACGGACAAGUUUUAUGAAGGUUCAAAGGGUAUAAAAACAUUAUCGUAACUGCAUGCAACACUACUUGGAUUUUUUGUUGUUGUUGCCUCUAUUUCAUUUAAUUAAAAGCGGUCAUGAGCACCUCGUUUCCAUGCGCCACGAAAGAGGGGACUUCCAAUAAAGCUGUUUUGGAGCAACUUCUCCCACUGAGACUUUUUGGGACUCUUGAGGAAAAGAAAAGUUGUUUACGUUCUAGGCCUAGUGGUUCGAAAGUUCGAUAAGGCUGUCUACUGGAUAAACCCGAUCUCUAUCCAGUGGAUAAGGCAAUUGGUCUUUCCCUAAUACUUAUCCGCUGGAUAACGCUAUCCAACGUUUGAACAACCGACGUCUAGGGAAUGCAGUGUGUUAAGGGUUUUUGUCAAACUUCUAAACUAUUAUACCAACUAUCGGUCAAUCAGCUCUGAACCCUACAUAGGGGGAUAUCUUCAUAUUUUGUUCCCGAAUCGUAGUUGGGACGCGUGGGACUUGAGUGGUGAGUUGCAGAGGUAGUGAGCGGAGGCGGAGGCCGGGUGGCCUUAUGGCAGAAAAGUUUUUAUUUGACCAAAAUACAUCAAUAUUUAGUUUACAGUAAUAUACGUGAUAUUCGUUGCAAUUGUAUUUUGUCUCUUUGUGACCAGAUAGCUAUAAAAAAUUUCGUUAAAACUUUUCUUUAAAAUAUUUUAAGAAAUCGUUUAAAAAAGUCAAAAACUGUACGACGUUCCGACGUUCUCGGACCUCAUUAUCAGGUAAAAACAUACAGUAUGAAUGUUCUGUAUAAAUAGAAGAAAAGCAAUAGCCCAUUGGAGUCUCUCUGAGUAGGCUUAAAGUCUUUGAUGAAUAACAUUUAUUAAACGAGGCAGUGAAAUUGACGCAAUUUUUUCUGUUUUUUAUAGCUAAAUGUUUUAAAAAGUCGCUUCCCUUUUAUGUGACCAUUUAACAUUUCUUGUCCAUUAGGACUGACAAGACCGUAAAAUAAGGGAGCGGUAUUGUUAACUGCCAAAUAGAUAUGGUGUCAUUUUAAAUGGGCACCCAAUUUCAGCGGCGCAUGAACAAGGUGCCCGCUGUCUUUGGUCAAAAAUUUUCAUUUUCAUCAAACUGGUGCUACUGCAUGGUCCAACAAACACCUGUCUUUUUGUGUCUCAGUAUCUAAUAACUCUAAUUUUGAACCCUCUCUGAGCCUGUAUUGCUUAGUUUAUCCUUUUAGUUAGUUGCGUUGAAAUUGCCGUGGGUAUUUGCCAGCAAAUAUCCUGGUGAAUUUCUGUUUUUCUCUAGAACACAUGCUCAUUAAAGAAAGCCUUGAUGACUAAAAAUCCGCAAUUGAGUGAUUAUAAGUACACGCACUAAUGCAUGCAAAAAACGCUACUGAACAAGAUAGCUUUUGAAAACCGAACAACAGAGCCACUAUUAUAAACCAAUGAAAGUGAUCAAGUUGCCGGAUCUAUACUUAAAUGUUCUUUUUUUUGCAAAUUAGUAUCAUCUGUAAAUUACUAGAUACAAAUAAAGUUGUUUCAGUUGUUUGAUCUGUCAAAACAACAACAAGAACAAGAACAACAACAAAAUUGGAGAACCAGCUGAGCUGUUUCUUCAAUAUAAGAAGUAGCCAUUUUGCCCGGCCACACAUUUUUUUUAAAACACAACAAACAGUACUUUGCAAUUUUAAAUGUUUCAAUUAGCUGUGGCGUUGAAACUACUUUAUUAUAAGAUACUAAUAUUAAUUCAUAAGAUAAAGACGCCUGUGGGCGUAUGGGCUUCUUUCAUCAAUCUUAACUCGUUAUAGCUAUCUCAAUGUUGACAUUGACAAUUUCCCGUUCCUCUAACUUACACCUGUGUUCUCGAUUUGUUGGGUCAGGUAACGAUGAGUAUAACAGCAGUUCAUAGUUAACAUUUGUUCAUGUAAUAACACGGCGCUGAAACUAUCUACAACAAAAACUUAGCUUCAUACUUUCGAGCUGCUUAUUAAAAUGGUGGCAAAUGAAGAAAAGGGAACCAGUCCCUGGAACUGAGCAAAGGAUAUUAUAUUUGAACACUUUUCAGCAACUGAAACCGGUAUCUCGUCUAUAUCAAGAGGCCAUUAUUUGAGGCGAUCAGUGUCUGAAUUAAGCACAGACGUCCUUGCACUCCGCUCAUUUCCAGAUCAGUCAGCCAGGACAAUACUUGUCAAAAAGGUAAGAAAGGACCCCAGUAGGCAGAGAACUCGGUGAAAAAACAGAAUGUUAUAGCGGUGCGGUAUAAUUUAGGUGCAAUGGUGACAACAAUUACGAUAAAACUAAGGAAACUCUAAACUCUUCUAGUAGGCAGCAGAUUUCUCGAAUCGUGAAGUUGCUGAACAGUUUAACGGAUGAAUUUAAAGAGGUUCUUAGAUUCGCAUCUAGAAGACAAUGGACUUUGAAGUUGCUACCUUGUAUUUGGAUCCUUCUUUUGUAUCAGCGAGAGGUGUCAUUUCUUCCAGGCUGAGUCUCAACGAAAAAUUUGAACCUUAAUAAUGUUAUGUUACAGAAAAAGGCAUCACUCCCAGAGUUUAUAAAGGGAUCUUAUAUGGUGGUCCUAUAACUUUUGAGUCUGCAUGUUGAUGAAAUGCGAUGGUGACCAUUCAAAUAAAUUUCUUAAUUCGACAGUAUUUUAACUUGUUACGAUUUGGUUUUCUCCAUUUUACAAAAUGAGGAUCGGAAAUCUUGUCGAAUUGACUUCGGCAACUUCUGAGAGUGAAAGGUCUACAUAACACAUCAUUUCUUCAGUGAAAUUGUUUGUUUAAUUUAUGUAUGUUUAACAGAAGCGCAAGAUAGUUCAACGGAGAACACCAUUUACUCAGUACUAAAAAGAUACAGCUUUUAGCGAAUAGUAGCUGUCGAUCAAAAAGGGUCGUAUUUUCGAGGAGGAGGGCUAAUUGAACGAGGAAGUCUAUAACUAGAAUUAAUCUCAGCAAAAGAUCAGUAGCAUGUAGAAUGUCAGAGAAUGUAAAGAGAGGUUUCAGUUUGCUACAAGCGAAGUGGUUUGAAUUCGUUCAAAUUAAGAGACUGGAUUAUUUAGAACAAUGAAUCAUAUAAAUGUCACAUUUUCUUAUGCCCGCUGCUUUCAGGGAGCGAUCUUAAGUAUUUAAGCUCUAUUGCAAAACUUGAACUUACUUACCAACCAUUUUGGUUAAAUUGCUUUUGGGGGUUAAUAUAAGAGCUAACAUCAUUCGAAUGGAGAAGCAAAUCAUUACAAUCAACGACGAGUGUUCUGGCUGCCGCACUCAAUUUUACUCACCUCGUAGCGAGUUUACAGUAUUUACGACAUAAUCGAGAUCUCGCAAGUGCUAAAAUAAAUGGAAAAUUUCAUCUUUCUUGCUGUGGUUUAACUUUUGAACAAAAUUCCCGCUCCGUGACAAUAGGCCUAGUAUGGGAGUCGUUCGCUCUGGGUUAUGGGCUCCUGUGAUGAAUUACUAGCUUUUUAAAAAAAAAAUCCUAGUGCAAAAGCAAAAUUAAAAGAGGAAGUGAAUUGGGCUUUAGCUUCAUUAUCAGGUAAAAAAUACAGUAUGAUUAUGAUCUAUAAAUAUACAAUAAAAGCAAGUGCUCAUGCACGGGAGUCACUCUGAGUAGGCUUAAGUUCUUUGAUGAAUAACAUUAAGUAAACGAGGCAGUCAAAUUGACGCAAUUUUUUAUAGCUAUUAAUGUUUUAAAAAGUCGCCUCUUUUUACUGUGACCAGAUAAAAGCAUGUUAACAUUUCUUGUCCAUUAGGACUGACAAGACUGUAACAUAAGGGAGCAGUAUUGUUAACUGCCAAAUAGAUGUGGUGUCAUUUUCAAUGGGCACCCAAUUUCAGCGGCGCAUGAACAAGGUGCCCGCUGUCUUUGGUCAAAAAUUUUCAUUUUCAUCAAACUGGUGCUACUGCAUGGUCUAACAAACACCUGUCUUUUUGUGUCUCAGUAUCUAAUAACUCUAAUUUUGAACCCUUUCUGAGCCUGUAUUGCUUAGUUUAUCCUUUUAGUUAGUUGCGUUGAAAUUGCCGUGGGUAUUUGCCAUCAAAUGUCCUGGUGAAUUUCUGUUACUAGUAGCAGUUUCUUCGCCUGCAUUGAGAGCGAGACAGACUGCGGAGAAUAAUCACUGUAUACUGUCGAUCAAAAGGGUCGAUUUGUCAAAGGCCAAUUGAAAGUGGAAGUAUAUAUGGCUUACGACAAUCUGUGAACCUUGAGAUAUUUGCAUAUUUGGCUUGUUUCACGCAGAAAAUAGAGAAUAUUACAUGGCCGCAUUGAGGAAAGAUAAUUGGCCCUCGAUGUUUCGUUUCAAGGUAAAAACUGUUUUGAAUUCUGCAGGAGCGGCCGACGGCUAAUUGAAUAAAUAUAAAGGAAAGGUAGUUUUUUCCCGUCACUUUAAAGUAAGGUGUAAAGCGCGCACGACGUUAGUAAAGUUAUGGUUUCCUUUGUUUCAGUUCCCAAUGGUGAAGAACUCGAAUUCGUUCAAGGAAGUCGCGCACGUACUAGCCUCCCACGCAGACGUUCUUAGGGGUCCGUGACGACGCCCCAGUGUGGUUACUAAGAAACAAAAUUAUAAUCACUUAUCAUCGUUGUCGUAAGGUUUUCAGUUUUUUGUUGGGUAGAAGCGAUUUGUCACCAAGCCCAUUUAUCGGAGUCAGUCAACAAAAAUAGCAAAGCUCGAGUUUAUUUUCAUAUGGAAUUUCUGCGCCCGUUUCUCAGACGUCAUUUGGCGGGGAAACCAUUGGUAGCGUCGCUUAAUGUCGGCGGUUUUCUCAGGCUAAGAUGCAAUAUUUUCUCUCACCUCACUCUUGAUAUCUGAUGAUCUUAGAGGACGUUUAAUAUUGAUCAUUUUCAUGACACUGCUACAACUGGUGACACUGAGUUCUGGGCUUAGUGAUUCAUACAAAGGAGCGCCGACUUUUUUAGGUUUACCUUUAAUAAGCUAAGUAAAAUAUUCAGCUCCAGUAUAAACCUAAGUUAAAUAUAAAUUUUUUGCCCAUAUUUUCUCCCAACAAAUUCAUCCUACUCUAACCUUCAGCGCUACUUCUGUUUUUUUUUUUCCAAAGGUGAAAACAAGACGUUUGAUUCAAUUUUUGUGACGACAUCAAGGAAUAGCUUAAUUAGGAUUGAGGUGAGCGCCCUUUGAAUAUAUCUCCAUUGCAGAUCUUUGAGGAUUUGAAUUCAUUCUUUAAAGUUCACCUCUUAAUUUCUCUUCCAAAUAAGCAACCCUUGCUUAGUCAGCGAAUUCUUUUCAUAGGUAGCCGAGCCUGAAAGAAGACGAGAAUUAAAAGGUGGGAAGCGAAAAGAAAAAUCCACGAUGUUUUCCUCAUCCGAGUGCAUUAUCUGGUUUGCUGCAUACCUUGCCGUGGCUGUUGCUAUAGUAACAGUGAAUCUCCUACCAAUCAUUCUUUUCAUAAAAAACAGUAAUCUUCGCACUCGUGGCAUGUACUUGGUUAUAAACUUGACCGUAGUUGACAUUUUGGUUGGAGGACUUUGUACUGUAAAUCUACUCUUAAUUGAUACACGCAUUGGAUGCAAAACUGUGAUUGUAAGGUUACCUCGGGAAGUGAACAUGAUAACUUGGUUUAUUUUGUAUUGGUUUCCUCUAACCUCUCUUACAAACAUAACUGUAAUUUCGUUAGAGCGGAUGCAUGCAACAUUUCGUCCUUUCAGGCAUCGCGUUAUCAAAAAAUGGGUCUACGGGGUAACAAUUUCUGUGGUCUGGGUUUUAGCUGGGAUGAUAUCAACUGCCCUUUUCAUGCUUGCAUUAUUCGACAAAGAAUGGUCACACAGGCAGUUUUUAUGGCAAUCAUAUUGCUGGUUAUGUCUUUCUAUUGUCUGUGCUUCUAACGCCUCAGUUACUGUCAAAAUUUGUUGCGGGGCGCGUCCACAGCACCAUGGUGCAGCCCGUAGGCAAAGAAAACUGACUGUAACGUUACUCAUCAUGACCAUUGUAUCGUUACUGUCAUGUUGGCUACCGUUUGCUGUAGCUACCUUUGUUUUCUAUACAACUGAUAGCAUUCGAUCACUUUCUUACACAAAAAGAAUUCGAUUAAAUUUGUCUUUACUGCUUUUAUUUUAUGCAAACGGAGUAGCGGAGUAGGGGGGGUAGGGGGGGGGGGGGCAGAGCCUCCCCACGUUUUGGUGCCGAAAACACCUUCACCGAUGUAUUUGACAAUACCUGUGACAUCAGUGACUUUAAGAAGCACAAUGAAGCAGGACCGCCCGAACAACUACCUGCUGAUGCUUUGUCACAAAUCGAUUACGGACACACUAGACACUGUGAAGAUUGCUUGUGCCAACGAACAACGCAAAGGGCAUUUUGAAAAAUUUGGGGAGGGGUAUGCGUAUGUCUGAGUGGAAGAUGAGCUCCCCCCCCCCACGGUUCAAAACGCUCCGCCGCCUCUGGGAUUAUUUGCGCUCUUACUGAAAAAAGUAAUAUUUUGCAUAGCUUAUUAAUACUUAUUACUUACUUAUUACGUAACUUAUUAAGGUUUGGUUCAAUAAAAAUAUGGUAAAUAUAGAGGUAAAGGCAAAGGUAACGGCGCACUCGAGACAGGCGAGGCUUUAACCCCGGACCUCCAGAUCCGGAGUUCGAGGUACGUGUUAUCCACCCGGCCACACACGCCUCCACAAGAAGAAGAAGAAGAAGAAGUAAUUACUAACGAUUUUUUCUCUCUUUGAAUUCCCCAUAAUAAACUCUGUUUGCAUAAACUAAUAAUUGUUUUUAAAUGCUCUUGGUAGGACUGGAUAUUGACAGGAGCAUUUGAAAACAAGAACUUAUGCAAAAUGUGGGGGUGGGGAGGGGGGUUGAAGGAAGGGAUUUAUGGGGCUUGCGAAAAUAGUCAAAACCUAUUUCAGUUUCGUGUAUAACUUGUCAAGCCGUCAAUGGUCAGUUAAUAGAGAUGAUUGGAAAUGUGCAUCAGAACUUUAUAGUAUAAUAAUAUGCAUGUACGUUAGUAAUCAAAGUUCUAAUAAUCAUUGCACUUUGUAAUACCUUUCGCAAUUUGUAAUAAAUCCAUCUAUGUAAUACUUGUCGCAAUUUAAACCGUGUCACACUUUGUAAGAAAUCUGUCAAAAUUUUAAGCAACUGUUCAUUGCACUUUGCAGUAAACUAAGUUGUCGCAAUUUGUCAUAAUUCCAUCGCACUUUGUAAUGAACCAAACUUGUAACAACUGUUCAUUGCACUUUGUAAUAAACUAAGCUGCACCCCAAUUUGUCAUAAUUCCAUCGACUUCUGGCCACGUGCCUUCUGACGUGUCUCUGAAACCCUAGCUAAAGUUUACCUUACUAAGCAUUUGUUAACAUUUCAAACGCUCAUUCUGUCGCCUACAAUUGACAGGACAGGAGUAAUCUAAAUAUAUAGACAUAGUCUUAUGGGCUUUAUAAACUAUAUGCUAGGUUAUAUAAUUAGUUAUCUAUUAUCCACUCCUUUCAAGUCCGCCAUACUUUAAUACUUCAAUUCACUUCUUCCGGUUUUGUUUGUUUUGUUUUUUCUUUUCUCUCCUUUAGUUUAUUUAGUUCUGUUUCUAGUUGUUCCAUUACUUACAAGAAUUUGUUUUACUAGUUGUUAUUUAAAGUACACGGGGUAGUGUAGUUAAUUUAGUUAGUGUGUACGUAAAUAUUUAUGGGAACUAGGGGAAAACUAGAUAACAUUAGUUUACUUGGACUCUAGACAUCAAAAACUAUAUUCUAACCAGUAAUAACUGGAUCAAUAGGAACAGUAUAAGGAACUAAAAAUGUACUAGUAAAUGUAAUAAUACGUGACAGGUGUGAAUUAAGUGUUAUCAUAUUGUCGUACUUUCAAGUAAACUUAGUUUAAUAUCUGAUACAUUCUCUUGUUAUGAGAUUCGCUUUUAUGAGUCUGAUCUCCGUCAAAGAGCAAAGUAAGUAAGUAAGUAAAGGGCAUAGGUAAAGAAAGUAAGUAAGUAGAAAAGUGUGACGUCACAAAAAUUUCAUUUUUUAGGAUUUGUUGAGUGAGGCUGAGUAUAAUCUGAAGAGUUAUGGAGAUCGAGAUUACUAUAAUUCUUCAGAUCAUACGACAGCCGAAUCCAAUAACUGUUUAAUUUGUUAUUGAUUCACUGAAAAUAAUUUCCAGUUUAAAAACAAGCUAAAACAUGCUUGCCUCGAUCGAUGUUAAGUUCCCCUCUUCAUUUCAUUGUUUCUCUGCAAGUUCAGGAGAUAAAGGGAUGAUCAGUUCUGCAGCGGAUAUUCUCCAGAUAGUGAGCGUCGUCUGUCGAGUUGUAUUCUUGCUGUUUUUGGCAGUAGUUCGGUUAUUUGAUCUUUGCAAAACGUUUGAAAUAUUCCGCUUUUUUUGUACUGCUCUCCCAAGACAAUGACAACCUCGACCCCAAGGCUUCUAUGCAAUAAUGCUAUGAUGACUCCAUAUAAUGCUCCUAAAAAUAUCAUGGAUCUUAAAAUCUAAUAAUUUUUUAAAUUUUAGUUUUUGUGACGUCAUCACUUCUCUACUUUAGUAAGUAAGUACGUGGGAAAGUAAGAAAUGUUAUUUAACCAAGGUAGCCCAUUCAGCCACGAGGCUGGUAUUCAAAGGACCAUGGGAAACAAAGCGGUGUAUUUUAAAAUUUCCUAUAGUAGAAGAAGAAAUGAUAAGAAAACCUGAAUGUGAAAAUAUGUUCAAGAUUACAACAACAAGCUUAAUUUGAAUGACUAUAACAAAAUAUUACUGUAGUGCAAAAGCCACCUGCAUUUAAUUGAUUCUUAAUUAUUUAAUUAACUAAUUAAAACAACUUUAAAUAAAAGAAAAGAUAAAAAUUUAAUCAUUACUUACAUAUAGUAUUUUUAGGCCAUUCAUAGGAGUAGUUAUUCCGGAGAUAGGAUUGUCUCUCAAUUCAAAGCAUGUUGAGAUGAAUGAAAUUACUUGUCAUGUAUAUUUAUAAAAUAGUCAGUUGAAUUCAUUUACAUUAAAUGUGAUAAUAAUCAGUCUCAAGUGGUAGUAGCAGUAGACAUGGAAAAAUAUACAACGAAGGUCAAUAUUUAAAAAAAUGUGUAAAGAUAGUAAGAAAUAAAUGUUAUGAAUUAAAAAUGAUUACUUAUCAUUUUUUUUUUGAGUAUGUAGGGACGGGGCGCUUUUAAUACUGACAAGGGGAGAAUAGUAAUAUAGUCCCCGCCAACUUGAAAAGUUAUUUUGCCCAUGUAUUGCGUUCAGGCUUUGGUUGGCGCAGUUUUUUUGUUCUUCCAGUGGCAGGAUCGUGCAAAGCCCUUUUUCUUGUAGGGUACUAACAAACCAAGGUACCAGAUUGUAUGAUCACUUAAAAACCAAAAUGCCUUCUUGCAUUUUCGGUUCUGAGCUCUUUGCAACAUCCUGCUUCAACCCACGCAACUUCAACAUAGUCAAACAACGAGCUGCAAGGAUGAAAUAUAUAGCGUUUUGGAGGCUUCGUCGUAAAGCAUGAUCGUAUGCGAGAAAAUAGCGAUAGUGAGAUUCUAAUACAUUUAUUCAGCGUCUGAAUUCGGUGCUUGCUACGAAGAGAGCAAGAACUGAACGCAAAUAUAUUUGAAUAUUAAAUCUGUUCCUGCAAGACAACCAGCCACCUCAGUAUUUGUCUACUGCCUAUUGUCGGAAAGGUAAGAAAUGUAGCGAAAAACACCAUGAGAAGCGAAAAAUUAACGAUGAAAGUCAAUUUUCGUACUUGAUUAACAGUCUUCUGUACUUGUCAAUAAGUGAAAUAAUUCGAUGGAAGUCCGUUCCACAGGUAAACACGACUUUCUUAUCAGUUGGUUACAUAAGUGUUCAUGAAGUGUUCGUCGAGCGUAUUGAACAGCUCUGAGCGUCUUAGGGCCCGCGACUUCACUGCCACUGGUGUGACCCCACUACAGAAAGAACAGCUCCAGCACCACGGAUUUCUGAGUUCCAGUCCACAGUUGACUAUCAAAGGACUAUCAGAUUAGUGUUAGAUUAGGACAAGAGAAAACACUAACCUCCUGAACCGCAGGUUGGGGCGCAGGAACCACGUUGUCGUAAGCGUUCUGUGCGUUGUUGUCACCGGCAGCGUCGGCUGGAGGCGGAGGCGCUACAACUGGAGGGUCAACGGCCGCUGCAACAGCCCCAUCCGCAGGAACAACAGGGACUUGGUCCUGCACGGAAAACGAAGAACGAAGAGAAUCUUAGAAGAUGGCGCAGCGAUGACCGUGCAAGAGAAAAAGAACGCCAAGCUAACGACUGGCGAACGUUUAACGAAAAGAGAAUUAAACAGGCCAAGACAGGCCUAUUUAUACAAAACCUGUUUGAAACAGAACACCCAGGAGACUACGAGCGCGCGGGAAUUUUUAUCCUUGAAUCCCGAAGAGAUUUGGGGCGUUUGUACGAGAUGGCCCCGGUGAGAAUAGCUCAAAGUUUCGUGCUAAGUAUCUUCUAGUCAUCAGAGACGACUUACGUCAGUGUAAACAUUAAUUUGAGUUAAGCAGGUGAGUUUUUGGCAUAUUACAUAAAGGAGGUACCACGGCGUUCAUCAGAGAGAAUUGUACCAAUUGUACUGAAUAUAAGAGAGCAGUAAAAAAAAUCGUCUUUAAAAGAAGCUGGUAGUCUCCCGUUUAAAAUUUUGUUUUAACCUUCCGUUUGUUUUUGAAACAGUCUUCUGAUCCCCUCGUUGGAGUUAUCUCACUCUAAAUCUGAUACCUCUUUAGUUUUAAUUUUCAAAAUAUUUAGCUUCUUGUAACUUUGCUGAGGUUACCCUGGAGGAAAUAAAAAAGUUUUCAAGGAAACCACUAUCUAAAUCUUGUGAACUUGAUCUUCUACCUGCGGUAGUUUUGAAAGGCUACCAUAUUACUUCCUACUAUUACGAGGAUCAUCAAUCUGUCCUCAUCGACUGGUGUUGUGCCCGAUGCUCUGAAGGUUGCUACACUAUCGCCCACAUUGAAAAAAUCUGAUGCUGACUUUGAACAGUUCCAAAACUUUCGUCCUAUCUCGAACUUAAAAGUAGUAUCGAAGCUUGUUGAAAAGGCAGUUGCCAUAAAACUCACAGAUCACGUCAUGGCGCACCACUUAGAUGAAACGUUUCAGUCUGCAUAUAAGAACUUUCACUCCACCGAGACAGCUUUAGUAAGGGUCCAGAAUGACAUUCUGUGUGCUUUUGACAACAAUGAGUCUGUUAUACUUCUUUUAUUGGAUUUGUCAGCUGCCUUCGACACGGUUGAUCACUCGAUACUGUUAUGAAGAUUGCAUGACCGCUUCGGAGUAAACGGUACUGCAGCUGCAUGGUUUGAGUCAUACCUGACGUCGCGCACGCAGUUUGUUCGGGUCAAUGACUGUAGGUCAACACAGCGCUCUCUAAAACGCGGUGUACCCCAAGGAUCUGUUCUGGGCCCUCUUCUUUAUCUCCUCUAUACAACACCCAUUGCUGAUAUCAUAAAGUUCCACAAGUUACAGUAUCAUUUAUAUGCUGAUGAUACCCAGCUCUAUAUAUCGUUUAGAACUGACUGUAGCUAUGAUCUCUCUUUGGCUAUUCGUCGUGUCGAAUGCUGUGUAAACGACAUUGAUUGUUGGAUGGUGAACAAUGGUCUUAAACUCAACCAGGAUAAAACUGAACUUGUUCUCAUCAACUCAAAAUUUCGUUGCAGGCCUUCUCUAGAGUUUAUCCAAGUAGUUGAUGAGAAGAUCCAACCCAAACCCUUCGCUCGAAAUCUGUGAGUGAUUAUAGAUCAGUAUCUUGAUUUAACCGACCAUGUUAACAAAAUCUGCGUUUCCUGUCAGUAUCAUUUAAGGAACAUAGCUAAGAUCAGGAAGUACUUAAGUGAAGAUCCUCAGUCUCAAAUUUUAGUACAUGCGUUUAUUAGCUCUAUACUCGAUAACUGUAACUCUUUGUUAUAUGGUCUUCCUAAACACCUGUUAAACAGGUUAAGACUGAUACAAAACAGUGCUGCACGCAUUGUUACAUUAUCUAAGCGGUUUGACCAUAUCACUCCUAUCCUGUUCAAACUUCAUUGGUUGCCGCUGGGUUAUCGCAUACAUUUUAAAAUUUUACUCUUAGUUUACCUAUCCGAACUUUUACGCUACACUAAUGGUCCACGAUUACUUCGUUCUAGCUCCCAGAAUUUUCUAGCCGUGCCUAGGACUAGGUUAAAGACGUAUGGUGAUAAUGCUUUUUCCGCAGCUGCUCCUACAAUCGGCGACAAAAUGAGUUGAGACACUUCGCCCAAAACUGGGCUUUUUUACGUUUUAUUAACUUCAAAAGGAGGAAAUAUAGCUUUCCUCCCCCAUCCCCUCCGUGCAAUGUUGUGCCCUUGUUCUAGCUACCUAUAGAAAACAACAAACACCCCAACUUUGAAUGGAGGGGACAGGGGAGGGGUGCGAAUUCUUUUGUUCUCCGAAAUUACCCUAUUUAAGUACAAUGUCUCAACAAUUUUGUCGCCGAUUGUCUGAAUCUCAAGAGUGGCCGUACGUCCUUUAGAAAGGUAAUUGAAUUCAUUUCUUUAUGCUGGGAUGUAAGACCCCUGGUGGCUUUUUAUUUGUUGUGUUCGACUUCAUCAUACCUAUUUUAGAACAAUUAGAAUAAGGCGAUUUCGUUAUAUUCAGUGCGUGACAUUUCAUGUCACGCUUAACCGUGCCUUGACAUCGUGCAAUGUGGCGCGUCGCGCACGAUUUCUUAUUCUCUCCUUUUAUCGAAACGCAUCCAAAAAAAAAAAAAGUGAAAAGGAUAGGAAACUUAAUAGAUUUCUAGUCAUUAAAGUAGUUAUAAUGGCUAAAUUUGCUCUUUAGGAGGAAUUUCCACGAGUAACCACGAUAAGUAUAAAAUAAAACAAGACGCUGUGUGAGCGUAUAUUUGGGCGUGGUCGUACUACGGUUAUGAUACUUUGAACAUGCCUUAUUGCAGCUAAAGAACUGUCAUCAUAUCGUACCAGAGAAGACAAAUCCUUUACUCCACUUGUUUGCUGAACCACACAGCUGAUACAGUAUGUCCCAAUCCACAACAAAUAUAGUGUCAUUUCACGACAAUGUUUGAAAAUAUGCACAUCUUCAAUGCAGACAUGCUUGGAGCCAAAAUGCAACAUAGGACAUAAGUGGUUACAGCCCGGAGAGUAAGGUUUAUCUCAGCUCCACUGAUACUGACAGAUGUGUUUUCACACCCGUCACUUUGUACAGUGUAUUCCGGUUACUAACACGGGCAAAUAAAGUUCCUUAAGUCCAGUAUCCACAAGGAUUAAGAAGAGAGUCAGGAGCCCAUUGCAUAAACUGCUAUAGGGCAGCACUGUUUACAGGAACAUUGGUAACUGUUAACAUUUGAUAUACUACAAUUUUCAACAUUGCUUGAGAAAAGAUGAGGUUCAAAGGUGGCAAUAUGUACUCCUUUAAGUUCAUAUAUAUUCUCAUUCCUAUGUAGAGUCUGAAAAUAUUGUACUAAUUUAUGCAUGGAUGGUAUUCCCAAUAAUACAAAUGUCCCUUCACUAUGACUGUUAUGACACAUGUCUCUAGCAUGAGAAUCAAAUACAUUAUAUCCCCCAGCCUCAGUGCUGUAGAUACCAACACCAAUAAUUGCCACCGUUAAAACGAAUGACUUGUAGUUCAGUGCCAAGAGUGUUUGAAAUGCUGUAGCCUGUGAGUGGCAUAUACAGUAGUGAUGGAUGUUACAAGUAUAACUGUCACUGUAUUCAAGGUGGAAAAAUUGCUCAAACACUGUAACCAUUCCUGGCAAUUCUGUUAACAUUGACAUAGAUUGUCUUGCAAGCAGUGAAGCACACAAGAAUAUAAUUGAAUACCAACAAUCAUUAUUUGAGUCAUAUCAUCAACUGAUCUUUGUUAUCUUACUGUAAAUUAAACCGGGGGUACUGCCAUAUAUGGUCUAUAUAGGUAUGUGCAGCUGUGAAGGGUAUGGUUUUCAAGCAGUUUACUCUGGGAUAGGGUAUAUAAAUCAGAGCGUUUGGGUCUAGAAUAGGGUAUCAUUUUUCAGGAAACUGAUCAGUUGGUUGAAGAUUUUAUCUAAACUAGGGAAACAGCUCCUCUAGGAUAGGGGGAUUUGGGGAGUUUACUCUAGUAUAGGGUACCAAAAUUUAGCUGAACUAGCUCUGGUAUAGGUUAAGGGUUCCAGGGUCUCAGCGGAACAUCCCUACCAAGAAAUCCCUAAAGUACCCCCCGGGAAAUUAAAGUGCACGGACUCAUUGCGACACAUCAUUGUCCACCAUUUUCCCCAAAUCCUGUAACAUUUCUUUGACAGUAUGGAGCAUUAAUUGUUUUUGUAGCAUCUACAUAAACUGAAGGCCAUUCUUCUCUAUAUCAGUACAAAGCUUAAAUUGGCCAAAAUUAACCCGGUGAUUCAAACUGUUUUAAGCACUAUAAAAUAGAUAAGGGACUGUGCAAUAAUUAUCAGGAAGGGGGGGUCCUAAAAUGAGCUUCACCAAAGGAAAAAUUAGAUAGGUCCCCCCCUCCAGCAGCGUCAAGAUUAGCUCUGACCCCUCCUCCCGUUCUCUCAAAAUUAUGAUGUGCCCCCCCUCUCUAACCCGUACCUUUACUCACUGUACUGCAACGCAUUCCACUGCGUCGUCAGGGAUGAAGAGCACCUCGAAACUUUGUUCCUCGUUCAUAAUCGUCAAUUUCCGAAUCGUCUGAUUGUUCAUUAUCUUCUUGGUCUUCGGAACUGCUAGAUCGCUGCUCAUCCGGGUUUUCUUUACCUUGAGCUUCCCCAUCACCUAGAACACGAGCUACGAGUGCUGGUUUCCCUCCGCUGACGGGUAAACCGUGUUCCUUUAGGUAGAGUUUCAGUUUACUUGCAGACAGCGAGUUGACUUCAACCUCGUCGGACCAAUUAAUGUCUGCAAGUUUGUUCCUUUCCGUUGCCCGUUUUUUUGCUUUCAUUGCAAGGAAUUUUUGGUGCUCUAUGAAGUGAUGACAACUAUGAAACAGAAGCAUGUGGCAUUCCUCAGCUAGAAACUGUAGACCUAGAAACCCUCACGCUGUUUAAAUCAAGAACAGACCUGGCAUGUCUGCGGGACCUCUUAAAUGCCAAAUGUUUUAUUAGCAAAGCUCACAACGUGGUUUGUGACUUCUGUGCAUGGACGAUUGUUUCAAUCUAUCAUAUGUUGACAUUCUAAAUAAGUUAAAGCAUGUGUUUAUGUUGAUGCAAUAUUUAGACAUUAUGGAUAGUCAAAGGAGUGGCAUCUGUCUAUUUGGAAAAUGUUUAUUUAUUCAUUAUCGAAUUUGUGAAAUUUAAUUAAGACCCCCUCAACUUACUUGAGAAAUCUAAUGUAGAGCCCCCCCUCCUUUCCAUUAUUUUAACUUAAGGCCCCCCCAUCUGGUUUUAGGCCCCCCCUCCUGAUAAUUAUUGCACAGUCCCUAAUUGCAAGUACAGAGGGGCAAAUUCUUACUUAGAAGCCUAUUUGGAUAUCUCAUUCCACCUAAAUCGCCUGUGCUCUAAUGCUUGGACGAUAGAUACACCUUCCCUCGUUUACAAUCUAGUUUUGGAGUUGCCCCUUAAGUAAAAACCUCACACUGCUACAGUUACUUCUGUACCUGUUUAAGUGUAAACCUUUUCUACUUUUAAGGUAACAAUGAAUUUCAGACGACAAUGGGGUAUUUUCCGAAUAUUCUUCUACACAAAAAGUGUCACUUUCCGUGUUUUCUGUAACAAAGAUUUUAAUUUGUUCAUUGGUAGUCUGCUAGGGGCAUGACGGUAACCGGUCAUUUCGUUAAUUGACAUCGUUCCAAGUCAGAUCGUUCCAUAAAAUAGUCAGUUCGUUCCACAAAAAAGUCAGUUCGUUCCACAUAUGAAAAGUCAAGUAAAUCUUUCUUAAUUUGUUGAGCGAACUUUAUCGAGAAGAAAAAGGUUUCGUUCAUACCACAAGCGGAUAAAAUAAUAAUCGAUCCAAAGUCGAUUCGAUCCAUCCUAAAUCGUUUGAAAACAAACAAGAGACGAUUUCAACCAGCCACGGGCUUUAACAUUUAAACCGCUGCUUUGAGAGUUUUUGAGCUAGAAUCGAUCGAUAGUUUUGAAAGAUAUAGCACAACAACGAGUAAAAGCUAUGCCGUUGUAUUUCGAAGCGCUUGUAACCUAAAUAUUUCUUUGUUGCGCCCGAUUUAUGCAAAUUUUGAAAACAACGCGAGUUUCCAAUUACAAUCUCGAUGGUAAUUUGUCAUGCCGAAAAUAUAAUGGACUAACCUGAUUUAAACCAAUGAAAUUGUAAGUUCCGUUAUAAAUAAAUUUCUCUCGACGAGAUCUCAAUUCAAAUUCUUUUAUUUCCUCCACAACACAAUUUUCCGUUUGUACAACUAGCUCAUUACCUUCUCUUGUCGUCACCUCGCUGCCAUCAAAACACUAACACAAAACUUGCUGAUAACGCAAAAUCCCGACGCACAGCAUCGUAUGAAAAAACACAGCAUGCAAUACAAAAACAAGUACAUUAACCAUCAUCCUGCUAAACAAAAUUGAAAUAAUAGAAAGAAUUGUUGCAGUUAUCACAGUAGUUCCAAAAGAAGCCUCAGUUCCUUCUGGUUUCAAUUGUUGACAAUCGUCUCGGGGCGUCGAUAAAACCAGGAACAUGGAACAUUCCCGAACAUGCCGGAACAUGACGGAACAUGAAAAACUAAGUAAUUUUCAUGAAAAAAAUAAUUAAUUAAAUAAAAUGAUAAUAAUAACAUAGUUUUUGUAAAAAUUGAUAAUAACAAAAUAACAUAAAAUAAAAAAUAUAUAUAUAUAAAAAAACGAAAAAUAAAGAAAUGAUUAAGAAAAAGAAACAUCUCCGAGUGUGAGAAAAUAAUAUUUUGUCGCAAAUAAUUUGUUGGGCGAGUGAGAGUCCAUGCAAAUGACCGUAAUGAGUGAAGGCUUGCUUCUAAAUUCAAAAUAUAUUAAAAUGGGUCGCGAGAAGGGGGGUUUUCAAGCUUUACUCACACAGCUACCUCUAAAAAUUGUUUUCCAUGAGUUAAUCAUUUGGCGGUUAACCAUUUAAGGUUCUGCGAUGGUCUGAAAUGUCGGUGCAGUAUGUCAUGUCAAGCCGAGUCGGUAAUUAAGUUACUUAAGUCCAAAGCAACGAGCCCCUAAGCUCUUCUUACGGUCGCAAAGCCGUAAAUGAAUAACCGGCAAACAUUUACAAGAGGUAGCCGGCUGUGUGAGUAAAGCUUGAAGACCCCCCUCCUCGUGACCCAUUUGAAUAUAUUUUGAAUUUAGAAGCAAACCCUCACUCAUUACUUAUCACAUUCAACUCGCUGUGUUCCGCAAUGCAAAAAUCAAAAUCACUAGUGUCACACUGAUAACCAGCUACACAAAUCUUGCGACCCUCAAACUUGUUCAACAUUCUUCUAUUCAAACUCUUAUCCAUUUUACACGUACAAUCCUGAUAUUCCGAUUUGUUAUUACGUCUAUGGGGUCUAUGAGUCUUUGAUGUCAUUGAAUGUCUUGAUAAUUUCCUUUGUUUUUCUUUGAGUUCGCUGACCAGCCCAUUCCGAAAACACUCAGUGUUAUUUUUUAGUGUGGGCCUACCGCGAACAGUGUGUGCAUUUGUAAGUUUAACCCGAGAUAACAUGAUUGAACAAUAUAUUAACACGUUCCUCGAAACGCCGCGGCCGAAUGUUAUCCAAACUGCUUCUCACUGCUGCUUCGAAAAUUUUGGAUCAAACGAUAUCCAAGUCGUCCCUCAUUGGAUUAUCCACUCGACCUAACUUGAAAAUCGACCAAUCACAAAAAAUGGACAUAAAAUAAAGAAAACAGCAAAUUCAGAUGACCUCUUAGGAAACGUGCAAUUAAAACUGUCUUUCUAUGAUUGGUGCAUUUCGAUCCUCUCGUCAAAAAAAUGUCAACGCUAUAUUUUAACCUUAAGAAGUUAGAUCACUAUGGUGGCCGACAACUAGACUACGAGUAGUCCCUCAUUUUUCCUCAGGGAUAGUAGAGCGAGCGAAACGCGAGCGGGCGUGUCGCCUUUUCUCGCGUGGGGUGAUUUUCACGCGCGCUUGCGUUUUGCUCGCUCUAGCUACUAUCCCUGAGGAAAAAUGGGGGAUUGCUCGUAGUCUAGCCGACAACUGCCAUUCGUCAAAACGAAAUAAAUUUGUAAAUUUUAGAUUGAACUUUAAUUAUUUUGUAUUGAAAAUAAAGCGAAAGUAGAACGUCAAAUUAUUUUGUUUUUCAUUGAACUGGAAAUAGAUUCAUUUUGUUAAUUUUCAAAAAAUAACAUUUUUGUUAUGAAAUGAAAAAAAAAAUAAAAGUGAAAUAAAAGCAGAAGUAAAACUAAUUUGUUACGACCGGUAACUGCCAUUCAAAACAGAAAAAGUAAAAUUAUUAUGUUCAUGGCCGGUAACUGCCAUUCAAAACAGGAAAACUAAAAUUAAUAUGUUCAUGGCCGGGAACUGCCGUUCAAAAAAAAAAAAAAAGGAAAGAAACCUGAGACUUUUGGCGGGAGACAGUAGUCUUACGUUUUUUUUUUUCUUUUUAUUGAACGGCAGUUCCCAGCCAUGAAUAGAUUAACUUUAGUUUUUCUGUUUUGAAAAGCAGCUAGUUCCCGGCCAUGAACAUAUUAAUUUUACAUUUCUGUUUUGAACGGCAGUUCCCGGCCAUGAGCAUAUUAAUUUUACAUUUCUGUUUUUAACGGCAGUUCCCGGCCUGGGCCAUGAACAUACUAAUUUUAAUUUACUUUUUCUGUUUUGAAUGGCAGUUCCCGACCGUGAACAUAUCACUUACUUCUGCUUUUAUUUCACUUUUAUUUUCAUUUCGUAAUAAAAAUGUUUUGUUUUGUGUUGAAAAUGAUAAUAAUAAAAAAAGAAUCUAUUUUCAAUUCAAUAGAAAAGAAAAUAACUUUGCGUUUAACUUUUGCUUCAUUUUCAACUCAAAAUAAUUAAAGUUCAAUGUAAAAUUAACAAAUUAAUGUCGUUUUGACGAGUCGGCCACCAUAGGUUGUCUCACCUAGCUAAAUGCCGCCGUAUCGUAGGUUUUUACUGAAUACACAAUUUGUUAGCAAAACAAUCAGCUCUCAGUUCACCUGACUGUGAAUAUUAAGCCCUUCAUGCAGGAAAAAAAUAAUAAAAGCCGUUAUUUUUUGGUAAACAUUCAGAAUCACUUUAUAGACUGGCACAACUUUCGCAAAAGAGAACUUCUGUCGGCAAAUUCGCGGAAAAGUCGCAAAAUAUACUUUUUUAGAUCAAAAUUAUGCGCUUAUACUUUGUUUAACAAGCUUGGCUCGAUCAUUUAGACCUUCAAAUUGGCUGUCUAUAUUGCACUCAUAUGUUAUGACAUGAAAGCGAGGCAUAUAUAGAUGUGGUAUGAUGAAUAAUAUUCUAGAAUGGUUUAAAAGUACGUAAAUCAGCAGGUGACAGAUACAAUAUAUUUUUAGCCACCUAAAAAGUUGUACUCUGAAAAAGAAAAGCAAGAGAAAAUUAUUUGGACGGACAAGUUUUAUGAAGGUUCAAAGGGUAUAAAAACAUUAUCGUAACUGCAUGCAACACUACUUGGAUUUUUUGUUGUUGUUGCCUCUAUUUCAUUUAAUUAAAAGCGGUCAUGAGCACCUCGUUUCCAUGCGCCACGAAAGAGGGGACUUCCAAUAAAGCCGUUUUGGAGCAACUUCUCCCACUGAGACUUUUUGGGACUCUUGAGGAAAAGAAAAGUUGUUUACGUUCUAGGCCUAGUGGUUCGAAAGUUCGAUAAGGCUGUCUACUGGAUAAACCCGAUCUCUAUCCACUGGAUAAGGCAAUUGGUCUUUCCCUAAUACUUAUCCACUGGAUAACGCUAUCCAACGUUUGAACAACCGACGUCUAGGGAAUGCAGUGUGUCAAGGGUUUUUGUCAAACUUCUAAACUAUUAUACCAACUAUCGGUCAAUCAGCUCUGAACCCUACAUAGGGGGAUAUCUUCAUAUUUUGUUCCCGAAUCGUAGUUGGGACGCGUGGGACUUGAGUGGUGAGUUGCAGAGGUAGUGAGCGGAGGCGGAGGCCGGGUGGCCUUAUGGCAGAAAAGUUUUUAUUUGACCAAAAUACAUCAAUAUUUAGUUUACAGUAAUAUACGUGAUAUUCGUUGCAAUUGUAUUUUGUCUCUUUGUGACCAGAUAGCUAUAAAAAAUUGCGCUAAAACUUUUCUUAAAAAUAUUUUAAGAAAUCGUUUAAAAAAGUCAAAAACUCUACGACGUUCCGACGUUCUCGGACCUCAUUAUCAGGUAAAAACAUACAGUAUGAAUGUUCUGUAUAAAUAGAAGAAAAGCAAUAGCUCAUUGGAGUCUCUCAGUCUUUGAUGAAUAACAUUUAGUAAACGAGACAGUGAAAUUGACGCAAUUUUUUCUGUUUUUUAUAGCUAAAUGUUUUAAAAAGUCGCUUCUUUUUGAUGUGACCAUUUAACAUUUCUUGUCCAUUAGGACUGACAAGACCGUAAAAUAAGGGAGCAGUAUUGUUAACUGCCAAAUAGAUAUGAUGUCAUUUUAAAUGGCCACCCAAUUUCAGCGACGCAUAAACGAGGUGCCCGCUGUCUUUGGUCAAAAAUUUUUAUUUUCAUCAAACUGGUGCUACUGCAUGGUCCAACAAACACCUGUCUUUUUGUGUCUCAGUAUCUAAUAACUCUAAUUUCGAACCCUCUCUGAGCCUGUAUCGCUUAGUUUAUCCUUUUAGUUAGUUGCGUUGAAAUUGCCGUGGGUAUUUGCCAUCAAAUAUCCUGGUGAAUUUCUGUUUUUCUCUAGAACACAUGCUCAUUAAAGAAAGCCUUGAUGACUAAAAAUCCGCAAUUGAGUGAUUAUAAGUACACGCACUAAUGCAUGCAAAAAACGCUACUGAACAAUAUAGCUAUUAAAAACCGAACAACAGAGCCACUAUUAUAAACCGAUGAAACUGAUCAAGUUGCCGGAUCUAAGUAAUUUUUUUGCAAAUUUUUAUCAUCUGUAAAUUACUAGAUACAAAUAAAGUUGUUUCAGUUGUUUGAUCUGUCAAAACAACAACAAGAACAACAACAACAACAACAACAACAAAAUUGGAGAACCAGCUGAGCUGUUUCUUCAAUAUAAGAAGUAGCCAUUUUGCCCGGCCCCUUUUUUUUUUUUUAAACACAACAAACAGUACUUUGCAAUUUUAAAUGUUUCAAUUAGCUGUGGCGUUGAAACUACUUUAUUAUAAGAUACUAAUAUUAAUUCAUAAGAUAAAGACGCCUGUGGACGUAUGGGCUUCUUCCAUCAAUCUUAACUCGUUAUAGCUAUCUCAAUGUUGACAUUGACAGUUUCCCGUUCCUCUAACUUACACCUGUGUUCUCGAUUUGUUGGGUCAGAUAACGAUGAGUAUAACAGCAGUUCAUGGUUAACAUUUGUUCAUGUAAUAACACGGCGCUGAAACUAUCUACAACAAAAACUUAGCUUCAUACUUUCGAGCUGCUUAUUAAAAAGGUGGCAAAUGAAGAAAAGGGAACCAGUCCCUGGAACUGAGCAAAGGACAUAUUUGAACACUUUUCAGCAAACCGGUAUCUCGUCUAUAUCAAGAGGCCAUUAUUUGAGGCGAUCAGUGUCUGAAUUAAGCACAGACGUCCUUGCACUCAGCUCAUUUCCAGAUCAGUUAGCCAGGACAAUACUUGUCAAAAAGGUAAGAAAGCAGUAAGCAAAGAACUCGGUGAAAAAACAAAAUGUUUUAGCUGCGCGGUAUAAUUUAGGUGUAAUGUUGAGAACAAUUACGAUAAAACUAAGGAAACUCUAAACUCUUCUAGUAGGUAGUAGAGUUCUCGAAUCGUGAAGUUGCUGAAAAGUUUAACGGGCGAAUUUAAAGAGGUGCUUAGAUUCGCAUCUAGAAGACAGUGGACUUUGAAGCUGCUACAUUGUAUUUGGAGAAUUCUUUUGUUACCGCAAAAACUCUAACACUGCCUGAUUGAUCAACGAGAGACGCGUCUCACUCCCAGAGUUAAUAACAGCGCCGUAGCUAGUAUGAGGCCAACCGAGGCACUCGCCUCGGUAAAAUUUUGACGAAUUUCGCCGAUCAUUUUUAUUUGACAUAAGCGAUCAUCGGAGCCUCUCAGAAAAGAUUUCGUGGCCAAAAUAUAACAGUUAAAAAAUAUAUAUAUAUAACCAAAAUUUUCGCCGUAUUAAUACUGAAAACGCAGAAAACGCUGCAAAUCGCAUUUCCGAGAGACUAAGGUUCAAAAUUUCUCGGGGGGGGGGGGGUAUGCCCCCGAACCCCCCUAGCAACUCCCGCCUGCCUCAGUUGGCCGUUUGGUCUGGCUACGGCACUGAAUAAUGGGAUCUUAUAUGGUGGCUCUAACUUUUGAGUUUGCAAGCUUAUGAAAUAUACGGUGGUGACCAUUCAAAUGAAUUUCUUUCAGCAGAAUUUUAACUUGGUACGAUUUGUUCCUUUUACAACUGAAUAAAGGUUCGGAAUUCUUGUCGAAUUGACUUCGGCGACUUCUGGGAGUGAAAGGUCUACCAGUACACAUUAUUCAUUCAGUGAAAUUGUUUGUUAAAUUUACUUGUAUGUUGAACAGAAGGUGCAACAUAGUACAACGAAGAACACCAUUUACUCAGUACUAAUACAGCUUUAGGCUGCAUGGGUCCCCGAAUGGUAGGCUGCUGAGAAAUACAAUCGCCCCCCUGUAGGUGUCUGUCAAAAAGGGUCGAUUUUUCGAGGAGGAGGGCUGAUUGAAUAAGGAAGUUUAUAAGUUAGCACCAAGCAUUCAUCAAAGAACGUUAAGAUAAUAUGAUGACUUGGCCCCGCGCGGCUCUUCAUACCUUCAUGAUAAAUUUAAGCCCCGUUAACCCCCCAGGCAGAAUAGUUGUGCAGUGAAAUUGCGUUAUAAUUGUGUGGUUAGAUAAACAGAGCUUAAAACAGAGAAUAUUACAUGGCCGCAUGGAGGAAAGAUAAUUGGCUCUCGAUGUUUCGUUUCAAGGUAAAAACUGUUUUGAAUACUGCAGGAGCGGCCGACGGCUAAUUGAAUAAAUAUAAAGGAAAAAGGUAGUUUUCCCGUCACUUUAAAGUAAGGUGUAAAGUGCGCACGACGUUAGUAAAGCUAUGGUUUCCUUUGUUUCAGUUCCCAAUGGUGCUGAACUCGAAUUCUUUCAAGGAAGUCGCACACGUACUUGAAAAAAGUUCGUCCUGAUAAGGGAGAUGGAAUGUUCAUUUUUUCUAUCCCUGGAUAGGCCGUCUUUUCUUGAUCUUGCAGUCAGAUCCCAAUUUUACAAAAGAUAUUGAGGCGAGAUCUCGAAAACCGAGCCAGCGCAAGCGCUUUACCGGGAUCUCAUGAGGGGCCCUUAGCUGGCGGUUUUGUUCAACACCGACUAGACAUGACUAGACUUCCUAAAAAAAAUGUUCAACUAAUGAAUAAAGAGGUUAGUUUCUAAGAAAUCGUCGUCAAGCCCCAGUGUGGUUACUAAGAAACAAAAUUAUAAUCACUUAUCAUCGUUGUCGUAAAGUUUUCACUUUUUUGUUGGAGAAAAGCGAUUUGUCACCAAGCCCAUUUAUCGGAGUCAGUCAACAAAAAUAGCAAAGCUCGAGUUUAUUUUCAUAUGGAAUUUCUGCGCCCGUUUCUCAAACGUCAUCUGGCGGGGAAACCAGUGGUAGCGUCGCUUAAUGUCGGCUGUUUCUCAGGCUAAGAUGCAACAUUUUCUCUCACCUCACUCUUGAUAUCUGAUGAUCUUAGAGGACGUUUAAUAUUGAUCAUUUUCAUGACACUGCUACAACUGGUGACACUGAAUUCCUGGCUUAGUGAUUCAUACAAAGGAGCGCCAACUUUUUUAGGUUUACCUUUAAUAAGCUAAGUAAAAUAUUCAGCUCCAGUAUAAACCUAAGUUAAAUAUAAAUUUUUUGCCCAUAUUUUCUCCCAACAAAUUCAUCCUACUCUAACCUCAAGCGCUACUUUUGUUUUUUUUUUUUCCAAAGGUGAAAGCAAGACUUUUGAUUCAAUUUUUGUGACGACGUCAAGGAAUAGCUUAAUUAGGAUUGAGGUGAGCGCCCUUUGAGUAUAUCUCCAUUGCAGAUCUUUGAGGAUUUGAAGUCAUUCUUUAAAGUUCACCUCUUAAUUUCUCUUCCAAAUAAGCAACCCUUGCUUACUCAGCGAAUUCUUUUCAUAGGUAGCCGAGCCUGAAAGAAGACGAGAAUUAAAAGGUGGGAAGCGAAAAGAA
Messenger RNA from Porites lobata, 39228 nucleotides. Lineage: Eukaryota; Metazoa; Cnidaria; Anthozoa; Scleractinia; Poritidae. The record is from the annotation of a GenBank genome assembly.